AUGUUCGAACACCCGCUUCGUGGAGCACUUGAGGAUGCCGGCAUAUCGGUCGGCACCAUCGCGGGCGCCUUCCUCAUAUUACUUUGCCUCUGGCCCAUUGUUGCUCGCUAUAGGAAUCGACGCCGGAAGCAACAUGUCGGCCCCGAAGUCGGCCCUGGCGAGCUUCCCUUUGGCGUUAGCACGCCGCCUAUGGCCCAGCUCUCAUCCGCGCCCAUCGAUCGACGCAUGUCUACCGACUCAUAUGUGCAUCGCGUGGACAGCAGGCUUGGGGACCGUCAGUCGGCCAAGGACCUCACAUUAGGCUCGUCCGAUGGCACCGAUGCCUCGACAACUAGGGCUCCGAUGGCGCCUCCGGCUCCCCAUCUGCGCCGCAUUCGGACUCGACACCUCGCCGACUGGGAAUUUCCAAAUGUCACACCCAUCGCCCUCACGCUCCCCACGCGGAUGAGCACCAGCACGCUCCUAGAAUCUUUGUUUCGGCGCGUCACAGGCUCUCGUGGCAGCAGUAGCUCUCCAUCGACUGUGGUUGGCCCGAUCUCGAGCCACCCUGAUGCAACGAUCGCGGCCCCCAACAUUUCAGAGUCACCCACCGAGCUUGAGCCGGAACAAAACGAGCUGUCCCGCUCUGCCGAGGAGCAGGCAGCUCGCGCGCGCCCCCGGCCAAGCUCCCCGGGAACCGUUAAUCCCAUGCUUGUCAUGGGAGCCAUGACGGCUGCUGAGCAGUCUUGGCGGACAAACGCGGAGCUGAUGAACAUGACAACAACAACUGCCGAGAAGCCUCCUGUGGGGUUGGGAUCGCCCGCGCACAUUGAAGAGGGCUGGCCCACGAAAGCAGGCGAUGCCCUUGGCAUCAGCAUGGCGUCGCCGCCCGAGUCGACACACGAGCCUGCCCCGUCUACGCCCAGCGAAGACGAUGUUAUAAACUACGCUGGGGGAUCCCUGACCCGGCCGAAACCCAAUUUAUACCAGCCCCUCUCCGAGGCCACUCGCAACUCCCGAAAUCAAGCAAGGGACAUCGCCUAA
Parascedosporium putredinis is the source of this 1023-nucleotide messenger RNA. The record is from the annotation of a GenBank genome assembly. NCBI's taxonomy places the organism in Eukaryota, Fungi, Ascomycota, Sordariomycetes, Microascales, Microascaceae.